GAUUACCUAUUUGAUUUCGACAAUUGUUUUUCAUGCAGCCCAAAGCUAUAAAAAAGCUCUUAAAAUACUUGCAAUUGCAAAAGAAAAAAUCAAACAUAAGUGUCAAAAGCAGAUAGACCGAUAAAUAUCAUGAAUUCACUUUUAAUGAGGUGGGUAAUGAAUGUUGGGGAAACAAGGAAUGAUGGUGGGAAGUGGUGAUGGCAGACAUGACCGGGGGAGAUCCAAGAAGAAAGCCGACGACUGAAAAAGACAAGACUCUUUGGGAAAAAGGCUACUCUAAUUCCACCAAAAGCUGGUGAAAGCAGCAGAAUGACGAGAAGAAGAAGCAAGCAAAGCAUGUAAUAAUAUGAUAAAAAAUGCACUUGGAAACCUGAUCCAACCACAUCCAAACAAAAGAAUGAAGAGCGGCAGAGACUGCCUGCCUGCCUAACCUUGGGAAUUAUAAACAACAAACAGAUAAAUGGACUUGGGAAAUUGGCGGGGAUUGGGAAAUUGCAGGGGGCCUGGCCUGACCGUGGGAAGGGCUGCAACUGCAACCUGCCUGCCAGCAGCUGCAGGCUGCGCGUGCGGGUCUUUGAAAAAGAUGUUUGUGAAGUUUACCCUCUUUCUUGUUGCCAGACCCCUCCUAUUUUAUUCACUCCAUUUCCAAGUUGCCAGCGACAUUUGAAAAAAAAUGCUCAAAGGGUUGAGCCGUAAUGCGACAAACACUAAAAGAACAUACCAAAAAAAUUGAAAUUUUACAAGUGCAAUACUAACUCUAACUCUGGAUUCGGAGAGGACUGGACCAUGACCUAUGGGCGACCCCCUGAAUCCGCCAGUUGCAACACUUGUGUAGAGAGCCAAGACUGGGAGACGUAUAUGAGUUUCGUAUUCCAAAUGAUUUCCUUUCCUCUUGUGGCCGAUAUUGAGCCGUUGGGUGGGCUUCAUGGGCUAAGCCCAAAAAAUAGGGUAAUUUCAAGAUCCGAUAUCGCGUUCUGCCACUUGAGCCCAUAAUUUCUGGAUGGCCCAAGGGAGUCCAGAGUCCACUCGAACUAUCAAGAAAUUUCUCCAUUGAUCUUCAUCUGCUUCCCCGAAGAAAAGGACAGAAGAAGAACACACCAGAACUCACUGGGAGAAGAGAACCUCCACCGCCUGUCCCAUUGUCUUCAUAUAAAUAGCUCUACCCACUUGCGCUUACCCACAAUCCAAUUCAGCAAGAAUUACCUUCAAGAGAUCAAUCCCAAUCAAGAAACCUAAUUUCUUUCAUUCCCCCCAAUUCCACAAAAAAACAGAAAAGAUGUCGCUGAUUCCAAGCUUCUUCGGGAACCGCCGCGGCGGCAGCAGCAGCGGCGCGUGGGAUCCAUUCUCGGCCCUGGACGCUUUCGAUCCCUUCAGGGACUUCUCGACGAACUUCCCCUUCUCGUCGGCUCUCAUCCCUAGCGGCGGGGAGAAUACGGCCCUCGUGAACACGAGGAUCGACUGGAAGGAGACUCCCGAGGCGCACGUGUUCAAGGCCGACCUGCCGGGGCUGAAGAAGGAGGAGGUGAAGGUGGAAGUGGAGGACGACAGGGUGCUGCAGAUCAGCGGGGAGAGGAACGUGGAGAAGGAGGACAAGGACGACACGUGGCACCGCGUGGAGAGGAGCAGCGGGAAAUUCGUGAGGAGGUUCAGGCUGCCGGAGAACGCGAAGAUGGAUGAGAUCAAGGCCGGGAUGGAGAACGGAGUGCUGACUGUGACGGUGCCCAAGGCCGAGGUCAAGAAGCCCGACGUCAAGGCCAUCGAGAUCUCUGGUUAAUUUUUGAAGUUCAAACUAUGUUGAUCAAUAAUGAGAUCUAGCUGGGAGUCUGGUCUGUGUUGUUUUGUGUGUGGAUAUAUGAUGAUCUAUGUGUUUGUGUUUAGUUUUGGGGUGUGAUGUAGUUUUCGCCUGUCUCGGUUGACAAGAGUGUGAGUGAAUGGUGCGUACUGAGGAUUGUAUGAAAUCAAGUUGAUAAACAAUAAUGAAGUGAAGACGCUAGUUUUCCAUCUUUUUUGUCCAGGUUUUCCUUUUACCUGAACUCAGAGAUCAUUAUCACCGACCGAGAGGUACCAAAACUGAUCAACAUCUCAACUUCUCAAGGCAUAAAACGCGAUAGGUCAA
Molecule: messenger RNA, 2116 nt
Organism: Linum trigynum
Lineage: Eukaryota; Viridiplantae; Streptophyta; Magnoliopsida; Malpighiales; Linaceae
Source: the annotation of a GenBank genome assembly